AUGGAUGCAAACACAAUAGACAACGCUCCCUGGGUGGAAGACGCUCCGAUCAAAAUCCUGAUACACGGGUACACAGGCAAUAAAGACUUUUCCCCUAAUACGGAGAUCAGACCAGCAUACAUGGAGUGUUGUAACUACAAUAUAAUAUCAGUGGACUACAACCCGAUAGCCCGGGAGCCGUGUUAUAUUGAGGCAGCAAAGAACACAGAGUUAGUUGGCAUGUGCGUUGCCCAACUGAUCGAUCAACUUGUCCAAAAACAUGGAUUCAGCCUCGCGCGAUUCCAUCCUAUAGGCUUCAGUCUAGGGGGACAAAUAGCAGGAUUUAUUGGUGAUUAUGUGACGUCAGGAACAAUGGAGAGACUUACAGCAUUGGACCCAGCAAUGCCCCUGUUUGUGACAACUGACAAUGGUAAAAAAAUUGACAAAGAAGAUGCUAAGUUUGUAGAUGUCUUACACACGAAUGCCCUCGAGAAAGGAAAACUCGAAGCUAGUGGACAUGUCGACUUUUACGCCAACGGAGGUAUCACGCAGCCUGGUUGUAAGUCUACCAAGGAACAAACUAAAUCUGGCUGCGACCACGCCAGAGCUCCAGCAUAUUAUGCAGAGUCCCUAACAACCGACGUAGGCUUCUAUGCAACCAAGUGCUACUCGUGGAUCAUCUACAUGAUUGGUUGGUGCGAGAUGUUCAACCCUAACGAGGAAGUACUCUUUGGAGAACAUGUUCCUACAGAUGUGCAGGGUCUAUACUUCUUCAGUACAAACUCUGAAUCUCCUUUCGCACGCGGCUCAAACAAGAGGGGCAGAAGAAAAAGAAGUUACGAUUUUAAUUUAGUAGAGUAA
Spodoptera exigua (beet armyworm) is the source of this 840-nucleotide messenger RNA. Lineage: Eukaryota; Metazoa; Arthropoda; Insecta; Lepidoptera; Noctuidae. The record is from the annotation of a GenBank genome assembly.